AUGCCUCUAUUUUCCAACGACCGUCCAAUCACUCCUCCAAAAAUGGGAGGAAGUACAUUUCCCAGAACAGGUUCGCUGUGUGGAACCAAAUCUGAUAGUGCACCAAAGUCUCCAAAGGGUUCUUCCGGUGGUUCAUCAAGUGGAAGUGGCUCGGUCUCAAAGCUAUGUUCCAUGGCAAAGAAGAAUCCUGCCAAGAAAACUAAACCCAGUAGUAAUUCACAAGAUGGAUCGUCCAAAAAAGCUCGUCAGUACAAAGCUUCAAAUACAGUAAAGCACAUUUGGUGUCUUACUGUAGACCGGAAUAUAAUAGAAAUCUAUCCUGGUCAAAUGAUUUCAUAA
This is a messenger RNA of Phycomyces blakesleeanus NRRL 1555(-), 339 nucleotides long. RefSeq lists its product as hypothetical. NCBI's taxonomy places the organism in Eukaryota, Fungi, Mucoromycota, Mucoromycetes, Mucorales, Phycomycetaceae. The coding region runs from base 1 to 339 and encodes 112 amino acids. The record is from RefSeq and is a predicted model, not a curated record. The transcript is spliced from 4 exons.